ACAGCCAGAGAGGACCAUCUCAGGAUACAGAGAGGAUCUCAGACACCUGCCUCCACUUAGCCAAGCUUUCCACUCUCUACUCCACGCCAUCAAAGAAGGAGUCAUAAUGACAAGCAUGCACUCUCUCGCUGGACUUCUUAUUCUCAUCAUCAUCCAAAGCAGCUGGCAGAUUCCUCUGCUGGAGGGUGAGGGGAACUCCAGCUUGGAGACGCAGGAUACCCUGUUAGAAGAGCCAAAGGAGGUUCCCAACAUGAAGAGGCAUUCAGAGGGAACAUUCUCUAACGACUACAGCAAGUACUUGGAGAACAGAAGAGCUCAGGAUUUUGUACAAUGGUUGAUGAACGCCAAGAGAAGUGGCGGCCCUUCCAAGCGCCACGCCGAUGGGACGUUCACCAGCGACGUCAGCACCUAUCUCCAGGACCAGGCGGCCAAAGAAUUCGUGUCCUGGCUGAAAUCUGGACAAGCGAGAAGAGAACUUGAAGAGCCUCUGGGCACAGAGUCACUGCAGAGGAGACAUGUAGACGGGAGCUUCACCAGUGAUAUGAACAAGGUGCUAGAUAGCAUCGCUGCAAAGGAAUAUUUACAGUGGGUGAUGAACUCCAAACCCUCUGUGGCAAGCAACAAAAGAAAUGGAGAUCAAUAAGUGCUUCCUUGUUCAACCCAGUGAUUCUGUACCACAACUGAAAACCCUGCAGUCUAAGAAUCUUUAAAAGCCAUAUUGCUUAGCCAACCAAGAUGUUAUGAGGAUCGUAAGCCAUAUUUUUACUGUAUGCACUGUGACAUUGAAACAAAGGAUUAUUUAUUUUCCAAUCAUAAAUAUUGACUAAUGGAAAGACUAUUUUUCUAAAGAUAUAAAUUAUUUUCUAUGGUUGUUAUUUUAGAG
Clupea harengus (Atlantic herring) is the source of this 883-nucleotide messenger RNA. Its product is annotated as glucagon-1-like. Lineage: Eukaryota; Metazoa; Chordata; Actinopteri; Clupeiformes; Clupeidae. The record is from RefSeq and is a predicted model, not a curated record. Gene Ontology annotation, biological process: response to starvation. Gene Ontology annotation, cellular component: extracellular region. Gene Ontology annotation, molecular function: glucagon receptor binding; hormone activity.